AAACCCCCGGAAGUUGCUAAAUUGAUCGCUGUAUGCGAUUAUUUCGACCAUAUUUCAUCAGUUCAACCUAAACAAAUUUGAGGAAAUGGCAGAGAAAGAACCAGAAAAAACCCAGGAUGUCAAUCCAGUGUUAAGAAAGGACAAGGAUCAGAGUCAUCCCUCAGAAAAAGAGCAGCCAAAGCAGCAAGGAAGUUCAAAAAAGAAAGAUAAAAAGAAGGACAAAAAACCUGUGUCUCCAAGGGAUGGCAAUAAAGUUCAUAAUCAGACGAAUCAAGGUCAAGAUAACAAAGAAAAAGGUCAAGCUGAUGAUCAUAAAGGCAAUGAUAACCAGGCAAAUAAAGGUCAAGGUCAACCAGCAGAUGGAGUUCCACAGAAGUCGAAGGCAGAACUAAAAGCAGAAAGGAGAGCUAAGCAGGAAGCACAGAGGGCAGCAAAACAAGCAGCCAAAACAGCUGCAGCAGCAGGAAAGGAGAGUGGGCAGUCAGGACCAGCACCAUCUGGUGUCACAAAAAAGGAACCUAAACGAGUACCUGACCACCUCAAGGCUGAUGAUGCAGAAAUCCAGAAAAAAGUGGCAAAGAAAUUAGAAAAACAGCAAAUACCACAGAGGACUUCUACACAACGCAAAGUCCGACUAUUUAACCAUUUACACCAAUAUGAACGGCAGUCCUCCUUAACCAGUUCCCUUAAGUUUUCUACAAACAGUAGUAUCCACCCCACCGUUGUCAAACUUGGUGUUCAGUAUGCUGAAGGAAUCAUCACAGGGUCCAAUGCUCGCUGUCUGGCCAUGCUCGCUGCAUUUAAACAGGUAAUCACGGACUACGUAACACCUCCUCAGAAAGAGUUAUCCCGAGAUCUCGAAGCCCGUAUCAAGCCUUACAUCAGUUUCUUGAACCAGUGCCGACUGAUUUCUGUUAGUAUGGGGAAUGCAAUAAAAUACUUAAAGUGGAAUAUUUCACAUAUACCACGAGAAAGUACUGAAAUUGAGGCAAAGAAAGCACUCGCAGAUUGUAUUGACAUUUUUGUGAGAGAAAAAAUUUUGCUUGCUGGUGAUGCCAUCUCUAAAUAUGUGAAGGAUGAGAAGAAAAUUGCACAUGGAGAUGUUAUAGUAGUAUUUGGAAGCUCGUCACUAGUAAAGAAAGUUCUCUGUGAUGCCCACAAAAGGAAGGUACAUUUUCGAGUCAUUGUAGUAGAUGGUCAACCGCGGAUGGAAGGUCGGGAGAUGUUGAGGAAACUUGUAAGGGACGGUAUCAAAUGUUCUUAUGUUCUCAUGAAUGCAGCCUCUUAUGUCAUGCAAGAGGCCACCAAGGUGUUUCUGGGCGCCCAUGCAUUACUAGCCAAUGGGUGUGUCAUGUCGAGGGUAGGCUCUUCUCUUAUUGCUCUCAUUGCCAAAUCCUACAACAUACCUGUCCUUGUCUGCUGCGAGACUUACAAGUUCUGUGAGAGAGGUCAAACAGACUCUUUUGUAUUUAAUGAACUAGGUGACCCGGAGGAUCUGGUAUCCAUCGGCAACAAGACACAAUACCUGACACAUUGGAGAGAUCACACGUCCUUGACCUUGCUAAAUCUUGUGUAUGAUGUUAUGCCCCAGGAAUUUGUGUCUCUGGUGAUAACAGAACUCGGACUUAUUCCCUGUACCUCUGUACCUGUGGUUCUGAGGAUGCAGCAGAUAGAGACCAAUGAAACUUGAGGACACAAAUCUCUCCUAGCCAAUCAAAUGUGAUAUGACAAAAGUAGUUUUUGCUGUCAUUGGCUUUCUGUUAAUGAUAGAUGAUCAGUUUCAGUACUUUGAUGGUGUUUUAAAAAGAAGUAGCUCAAACACCAAGUACAGUUAAAUUCAAAGCGGUAAAAUUUGUGUGCAAUGCCACAUUAAUACUUUCAAUAUUUUGGAAUAGCUUGAGUUUGAAUCCACACAUAAAUACUGAGUUGGAAUUAAUGGUAUUUUACAAGACACUAUGUUCUUGAUAUGUGAAUCUGAAUUUGUUUACAAAUGUCUUAUAAGUAUAAAUGAAUAUUAAGUGAAUAUCC
Ylistrum balloti is the source of this 2028-nucleotide messenger RNA. Its product is annotated as translation initiation factor eIF-2B subunit delta-like. The coding region runs from base 86 to 1690 and encodes 534 amino acids. Lineage: Eukaryota; Metazoa; Mollusca; Bivalvia; Pectinida; Pectinidae. The record is from RefSeq and is a predicted model, not a curated record. The transcript has 12 exons.